GCACUUCCUCAGUUGGGCUUGUAAACUUAGAAAUAAUUCUCAUAGCAUUAUCAUGUCUCAUAAAUUCUGCUGGAUAGUUGUGAUCUGUGCAAUUUCAAUCAUCAAUGUCAACUGUUACGAUACCAAAUACGAUAAUGUCAACCUGGAUGAAAUCUUCAAGAGUACUCGUUUGCUCAACAACUACAUAAAUUGUUUGAAAAAUAUGGGACCCUGCACUCCGGAUGCUAAGGAACUAAAAGAGCUUCUACCGGACGCCCUGGAGAGCGAAUGUGCCCACUGUACCGAGAAGCAAAAGGUCGGCGCCGAAAGGGUCAUCAAUUUCGUCGUGGACAACCGACCUGAUGAUUUCAAAAUCCUUGAAUCGAUGUACGAUCCGGCGGGUGAAUAUCGCCGAAAAUACCUGCGCGAUCAUCCGAACUUUCACGAUCAAGGUGCGCCGCUCACCGCGGCUGAUGCAACGGAAAACCCACCAUCGUCAAAUGGCGGCGACGAGGCACCGACCGAGGAAUCGCAGCAAAAUCAAGGCCAAUCGGAGGACGGAGACGACCGUCGACGUUAGAAAUCGGUCAAGUUUGUCUGUUUCAUUUUCGUCAGUGAGGGUGUGAAAUGGCUUGGGCCGAAAGUGGUGUGAAUCAAUAUUUGAAACAAGUUUCCAAGUUGCACAUUGUAUGAAAAAUUGAAACAAUAUAGAAGAUGACUAGUCGUUGAGCAAUGAA
This is a messenger RNA of Aedes aegypti (yellow fever mosquito), 716 nucleotides long. Its product is annotated as ejaculatory bulb-specific protein 3. The record is from RefSeq and is a predicted model, not a curated record. NCBI's taxonomy places the organism in Eukaryota, Metazoa, Arthropoda, Insecta, Diptera, Culicidae. The coding region runs from base 53 to 559 and encodes 168 amino acids. The transcript is spliced from 2 exons.